Molecule: messenger RNA, 1077 nt
Organism: Talaromyces proteolyticus
Lineage: Eukaryota; Fungi; Ascomycota; Eurotiomycetes; Eurotiales; Trichocomaceae
Product: NADP-dependent oxidoreductase domain-containing protein
Exons: 2
Coding region: 1-1077 (358 amino acids)
Source: RefSeq, a predicted model, not a curated record
AUGUUUCGCUUUCCUAUCCCCCCUUCUCUCCAAAAGUCCCUCAGCGCUACAAAGGUGGAAUAUGUCAAACUAGGCAAUUCCGGCUUAAGAGUCUCAUGGCCAAUUCUGGGAGCAAUGUCAUUUGGUGCUUCUCCAAUGGCUGCAUGGCUUUUAGAUGAAGAGGCAGCCUUCAAGGUCCUAGAAGCCGCUUAUGACUGCGGAAUUAAUACGUGGGACACAGCUAAUGCAUACUCUAAUGGCCUGAGCGAGGAAAUUAUUGGAAAUUUCAUUAAGAAGUUUGAGAUUCCGAGAGAAAGGGUCGUCAUCAUGACCAAGUGCGCUUUCCACGUUGGUGAAGAGCAGGAUGUGAUUGGGGCAGUGUUUUCAGAGCAGUUGAACCAGAGCAAGGACUAUGUGAACCAGGGAGCAGGGUUGACACGCAUGGCAAUUUUCAAGGCAGUCGACGAUUCACUCGAACGACUCGGCACGAAAUAUAUCGAUCUCCUACAAAUUCAGCGCUACGAUGCCUCAACUCCCCCGGAAGAAACAAUGAAAGCCUUGCAUGACCUUGUCCAGGCCGGCAAAGUGCGCUACCUUGGUGCAAGCUCGAUGUGGGCAACGCAAUUCGCCCAGCUGCAGUUUAUCGCUGAAAGGAACAACUGGACAAAAUUUAUCAGCAUGCAGAAUUACUAUAACCUCUGCUAUCGUGAGGAAGAGCGUGAGAUGAAUCGUUUUUGCAAAGAGACUGGUGUUGGUCUUAUUCCAUGGUCUCCCCUGUAUGCAGGGCGUCUGGCACGUCCAGUAGGAUAUGACAAGUCAGCUCGUUCAAAAAGACCAUCACCACACCAUCCUAGUAUCACAUCUAAUGAUGAAGAGAUCAUUAAUCGAGUAGAGAAAAUAGCUACCAAAAAUGGAUGGAAAAUGAGCGAAGUUGCUUUGGUAUGGCAUAAGCGCAAGGGAACAGUGCCUAUUGUGGGAUUUAAUUCGAUCGAGAGAAUCGAGGAAGCUGCCGGUUUGCGCGGUAAACUGUUAACAGAUGAGGAUAUUGCCUAUCUGGAAGAGCCCUAUAUAGCUAGACCAGUAGCCGGGCAUUCUUGA